AUGUAUCGCCACCGGAACUCUGUGUUGCCCCUGCAAUGGAAAAUUACACACAGUUCUCGCUGGAAGACGCAGUUGCUGGCCUCAGAGCUCAGUCUGAUUGCCUUCAUCCUGCUGCUGGUCAUGGUCUUCUCUAAGAAAUGGCUGUACAUCUCUGCGUGCCGCUUCUACCAGCAGUGGCCUACACACCUUAGAAAUAAAAUCUACACAUCAGCCCAUAUCAUGUCCAUGGGGCUCCUGCAGAUCUGCACAUCCAAGAACUGUCUCAUCUCAGAGAAUGGGAAAGUUGCCUUAGUUUUCUCCACCCUCAUAUUGUUUCCUAUUAAUGUCUGGAUCUUCGAGUUGAAGAGGAAUUUAUCAGUUCCCAUCGGGUGGAGCUAUUUCAUUGGUUGGAUGGUGUUUAUCCUAUAUGUCAUCUGUGCAUUCCUCUGCUACUUCAGCAAUAAAAAUUUCUGCAGUCUGAUGCUGAACUGUUCCUCUGACACCAUGUCCUGCAGCAGCAGUAUGAGGUCAGGUUCUCUGAGUGAACCAGUAGGCUCAGACAUCUCUGUCAAAUAG
Molecule: messenger RNA, 555 nt
Organism: Molossus molossus (Pallas's mastiff bat)
Lineage: Eukaryota; Metazoa; Chordata; Mammalia; Chiroptera; Molossidae
Gene: ODF4
Product: outer dense fiber of sperm tails 4
Exons: 3
Coding region: 1-555 (184 amino acids)
Source: RefSeq, a predicted model, not a curated record